This is a messenger RNA of Cuscuta epithymum, 1358 nucleotides long. The record is from the annotation of a GenBank genome assembly. Lineage: Eukaryota; Viridiplantae; Streptophyta; Magnoliopsida; Solanales; Convolvulaceae.
UCUCAUCGCCUUUCUGCUCACCCUCCACUCUUCUCCAUCUCCCGUCCCUCUCUCUCUAUAUAUCUCUGGAUCUCACUCUCAUAAUCAUCACCCUGUUUUUCUGGUUUCUGGGUGUGAACUGAAUUCGACUGUUGUAAAGAAUCGAUCUUUUGCUUUGUUUCAGUUUAGAUUCCUUGAUUUUAGUCCCGGAAAAAGAAAUUGGAGGUGAAGGGUCCGAUAAAAAUGGCGUCUUCUGAUAAUUUGGCCCCGUUGGAGCCCUGGGCGUCUCGCUUCGCCGGAUUUUCCGAUUCUUGGUUUUCCGACGCGUUUUCCCGCGAAACAGAGACGCUGACCCAAGCGUUGCAGAAAUCCAUGUCUGAUGCGCCGGAGGCGGUCAUGGAGGGCUUCCCCUUCGAGGCUGGUAUGCAGAUUUUUAAGCCGGAGGAGGCGCGGGUGGGAACUCCCUGCAGCGCUUCCGGCCCGACAGUUUCCGGCGGGUCGGAGUACGAGACGGCGGGCUCGAAGCGGGGCAGCUUGGGCGUCACCGGGAAGGCGAAGAAGCGGAGGUCACGCGCGUCGAGGGGCGCCACCACCACUUACAUCACCGCCGACGCGGCCAACUUCCGGCAGAUGGUGCAACAGGUCACCGGAUUUAAGCACGGCGGACCGGGCCAGAUCGGCCCGAUCCUGAAACCCGAGCCUCACCGGGCCGUCAACAGGCCGCAGCCGACCGGGUUCUUUCCCGCGCUGGACACGCCAUCUUUCAUGUUGGAACAGAGCAGGCAGCAGCAACAGACGGCGAGAGUGGGCGGCUCCGGUUCUUCUCUGCCUCCGCCGCCGCCGAGGACGGCGGGGGAGUCGAGCUGCCCGGCGGGCAUUGACUUUGACUAUUUCUCUGCUUUUCCGAUCCUGGAGUCAUGGAAAACCGUAGUGUAGCGGCGCGAAUGGACUGAUCGACCCCUGGGCGCCAUGCUUAGAAAUGCAUUUGGAAAGGGUAAAACGGGAAAUACAAUUCACAUGUAUCGGUUAAUUAUUGAGUAGAGAAUUGUUGUAUUAUUAACGAUCUUCGAGGAAUGUAUUAUUUAUGAUAAAUCUCUCUAUCUUUGGUGUUAAUUUCGGAUUAAUUCUUCAAAAAUUCUUGAGAGAUCAUCACUUUCGGAGUAGGAUCAUUUGUACUAUGUUUGCCCUAUUUGCACGUUUACCAUGUUUUUCUAAUUAGAGUAGUUUCCAAAGCAUUUCAUACCUAAGCAUUUUGGGACAGAAUCGUUGUAAUGGAAACCACACAAAUAAAAGCGCUUUAGAUUAGUUUUUUAUGUAUGUUAUUCUCUACUAAUUGUAUGGUCAAACAGAUAAAUUAUCAGACAUUUUUUGACAAUCCG